Molecule: messenger RNA, 1454 nt
Organism: Anoplophora glabripennis (Asian longhorned beetle)
Lineage: Eukaryota; Metazoa; Arthropoda; Insecta; Coleoptera; Cerambycidae
Product: hyaluronidase A-like
Exons: 5
Coding region: 310-1425 (371 amino acids)
Biological process (GO): hyaluronan catabolic process; defense response; carbohydrate metabolic process
Molecular function (GO): hyalurononglucosaminidase activity
Source: RefSeq, a predicted model, not a curated record
UCUACGGAACGGAGUAUGAUUAUUAUUAACCGGUACCACAAUCUGUAUACAUUUUAAAAAAUCCCAAAAAUGUCGAUAAACUACGAUCCACACUAAAGCAGCUGCCGGUUAAAAAAAUGCCACUGGCCGCGCUAGCGCUAAUUGUCUUAAUUUGAAUAUCCGUAGGAAGUCAAUUAUAUACAGCUUUGGAAAUGCCGUGCCGUUCAUUUAAAUAAGGCGAUUAUUUAUUUAUUAUUUAUUGUAAACGGUAGGAAAACGAUAAAACCCCGUCCUCGUAUAAAAUUCAAUAGCUUUGUGUGUUGCUCGAGAAUGCUGGCUCGGUUCGUUUGGACCGCGAAAAUGAAAAUGUUACGGAGUUUCGUUGUUCUCGCGGUGGUGAAGUUGGCUGUGCAAGAUGACUCCAAACAAUUAAAUAGCAAUGAUAUACAAGACGAAACCUUAGACGGAAUCAAGAACAACGAAAAACGAGUAUACUGGAACAUACCGACAUUCCAGUGCGACUCACACAAACUUAAUUUCACACAAUUAGCCGAGAAGUACAACAUAAUUCAAAACGAAAACGACAGGUUUCGUGGUCAAGACAUUGCAAUUUUGUAUGACCCUGGAAGUUUCCCCGCAAUCUUAAAAGACGGCUCAAAGUCCGUCCUUAGAAAUGGGGGAGUGCCCCAAGAAGGUAAUCUUACGCUGCAUCUAGAGAUCUUUGAAGCACUCCUGGAAGAAUUAAUACCAGAUAACGAGUUCGCAGGCAUAGGCAUAAUAGAUUUUGAGAGCUGGCGACCGAUUUUUCGUCAGAAUUUUGGCACCCUCUCCCCUUACAAGGAUUUAUCUAUUAGUGUAGAGAGAAAGAGGCACCCUCUUUGGCUAAAUACAUGGAUUGAAAAAGAAGCAACCAGAAGAUUUGAAUACUAUGCCAGGCAGUUUAUGGAAGAAACAUUGUUUCUCGCCAAGUACUUAAGACCUAAUGCCACUUGGGGGUACUAUGCUUACCCCUAUUGCUUCAACAUGUCCCCAAAUAAUAUGAAAAGGGAUUGUCCUAAGGAAGUAAUACAAGAGAAUGAUAGGACCAAGUGGUUGUUUGAGUUAAGUGAUAGUUUGUACCCCUCCAUAUAUUUGGGUGAUCUGAGAUUGAAUGCCAAUGACAAAGUGGAAAUGAUAGAAGGGAGGAUUAACGAAGCCUACCGGGUUGCGGAAAAUAUAAACAAUUGUACAAAAAUCAUUCCAUACUUCUGGUACAAGUAUCAUGACACCAAACAAUUUAUUUCUAAGGAUGAUCUCUUCAACACCUUUACUGCGUUGGCGUCUUCAGUCAUAGAUGGAGUAGUAUUGUGGGGCAGCAGCAAUGAUGUUAAUACCAAAGCUAAGUGUUUGCAAUUAUUUCAAUACAUCGAUGAUGUUCUGGGACCACUACUUUUAAAUAAUUUUUAAUUUAUGGCAAUAAAACAUAAUUUUUUUAA